AUGGUGGAAUCACAACCGAUCGGCAGAAUCAAGCGCAACUUUUACGAGGAGGUCAUCAAGGAUCAUCUUCAGAAGGGACCUGUGGAACAUGAGUACUCGUUUGGAUUCUUGAGCGAAUUGAUGGAAGAUGCGUUGGACAUGAUAGACGGAGCAUGCCGCGUGGAGUACAUCUCUCCACCAGUGAACAUUUGUGGUGACAUCAGAAGUCGUUAUGGCGAUCUGCUUGACGUUUUUAGAAACUGCGGUUGGCCAUUCGAUCAGAAAUAUGUCUUCCUUGGAAACUUCAUCGAUGGCGGAAAAUUCAGUUUGGAGACUUUGGUCAUGCUGGUGUGCUGUAAAAUGUGCUACCCUCAGAACUUUGUGAUUCUCCGAGGAUUCUUCGAGAAUGAACUUGUCAAAACCGAGAGAAGUUUCAUUGGAGAGCUCAGAGUGAGAUUCUCGGAUUCUAACAAGUGGCAAGCACUGAAUGCAACCAUCAAAAGUUACUUGAAGCGUCUUCCGGUGAUUGCUGUAUUGAAUCGGAAGAUCCUAUGUGUCAAUGGAAUGGUAACAUCGAAUAUCAAGAAUGAGAAGAAUGUGGUUUCGGUGAAAAAUGGAAACUCGUUUGAGAAUCACAAUACAAGAUUGGAGGUGAUGUUCGUGGAGACUGAUAUGUCUUCUCCAAUCACUCCAAAUAAAAUUGAUGAGGAGUCGAAGACGUUGAGAGAUCUUCUGAAGUCUAUGGAUAUGAGUAUGAUGAUAAACUCGGAUAACGUUGUCAAGCAGGGAUAUCAGUUCACUCUUUGCCAUCAACUGCUUACAAUUACCACCGGAACAAAACUGGUAAAAACUCACAACAACCGUGGGAUUGUUAUGAUGAUGGAUCGUCAAAACAAGGUCCAUUUCAAGGGAAUCCAAGGAUUGGAUGGUGAGGAGCGCGACGAUUUGAUCAGUGUUCCAUUGAGAUGCUGA
Caenorhabditis briggsae is the source of this 951-nucleotide messenger RNA. Bases 1 to 951 code for a protein of 316 amino acids. The transcript is spliced from 6 exons. Gene Ontology annotation, cellular component: nucleus; cytoplasm. Gene Ontology annotation, molecular function: protein serine/threonine phosphatase activity. NCBI's taxonomy places the organism in Eukaryota, Metazoa, Nematoda, Chromadorea, Rhabditida, Rhabditidae. The record is from RefSeq and is a predicted model, not a curated record.